This is a messenger RNA of Symbiodinium natans, 1365 nucleotides long. NCBI's taxonomy places the organism in Eukaryota, Dinophyceae, Suessiales, Symbiodiniaceae. The record is from the annotation of a GenBank genome assembly.
AUGGCCAUAGCUGCCUGGGUGUGCUGGGCAGGGAACUUUGACUGCAGUGCCUCCGUGUAUCAGGAGCCAUCCUGCUUGCUGCAGCUCGCGCAAGGAGGGUCCAGAGGUCUCCGGGCGUCAGAACCAGAUGCUGGUCUUGAUUUAGAAGAAGAAAGAACCCCCGCUUUUGAAUCCCAGACCCCUGACUGCCCCAGCUCUGACUGGGCGGAGCAGGUGCGCGUUGUCCCGUCGCCAGCCCCGAAGGCGGGGAAUCCGAAGCCAUCAGCAGGUGCAGCGGGUGACUUCCACCUUCUUGGAUGGACCUUGCCAGGCCGCCCAGACGAAGUCCUCAUUUACAGCAGAUCGGCAAAUGGAGCGUGGGAGUUAGACUCGAACAUUACGGACAUAGCAACCCGGAACGUGACGCUGUCGUUUGGUUGGGCCAGAGACACAGCUUUGAGCAGUGCAAAAGUUGUCGUAGCUUACGAUGCAACGUCCCCAGCAGGUCCUGCCGCUCACACCUUCAAGCACAACGGGGUCUCCUGGGUGUUCUUGGGACAGCAACUGUUUCCAGGAACCGAUGCCAUGUCUCUUGGGGGAAACUUGUUGGUCCUGGCGAACAGUUCAGGCAUGUAUCAGACAUUCCAGAUUCAAGGCGCAAGUUGGACGGCAGUGCCCACUGCCGACCUCGUGAUACCCACAGCGUUUGUCAGGUUUGCUGUGGACGGUCACACCCUGGCCGUUGUAUUAGCGCCGGCAUCCUUUUCCAACACACAAGUGCUGUUGUUUCAAUGGACGGGUAGCUCGUGGUUCGGGCCAGUGGCAAACAUCUCAAGCCCCACCGCUGCUCCGUUCAAUGGCGCCGGCCCAGUCGCCGUGGACGGGAACUAUGUCGCCGUGUUUUGGGCUUUGGCCGGCACCCCGACCCGCCUCCUCGUCAUCUACGAAAGCCAGGAUGGCUCGUGGUCUGACCUCACCGAGGUCUUUCGGACGGAGCUAAAUAGCUCCCCGGAAUUGCUUGCGGUCUCUAGCUCCGGCCGCGCAGCUGCGGAGUGUGUCGCGACAUGCGACCGGGUUACCAUCUUCGAGGCGAGCCCCAAUGGAACUUGGAGCGCCGCACGGACGAUCAAGUUUCUCGUGGACGUUUCAGGGGGCUCGAUGGCUCGGGCUGCCCUCACGGCCACCUCAGUUGCGGUGGCCGAGAUUGCAGUCCCAAGCUUCGGAUCCGAGUACUUCCCCGGCGGACGGAUCUUCGGAUGCAACGCGACGUCCACAACGUCCACAACGUCCACAACAUCCACAACGUCCGCACCGCCCACAACGCCCACAACGCCCACAACGCCCACAACGCCCACAACGAUGUGCAAGCGUCGCUGCAGGCAGUAA